AUAAGUUAGCCCGGCUGUUCCGGUAAAACGGCGUAACUGGUUCUUUCGCUUAUGUCUUUGCUUUCCCCGUGUGGUUACAAAUCAUCGACUUCUCAAGAGUGGCUCGUGACAAUCGCAGUCGGUGGACGAAAUAAACGAAAUAAAAGAGAAGCUUGUCGUGUAUGUUGCACGCGCGGCUGCCCUUGAACGUUAGCGUCGGCGAGUCACGUGACCAAGAAGAAGGGAAACGCUGGCGUUGGAAGCAGGAAGUGCAAAACACGUAAACAGUGCUCAAAAGAAACCAAAAUCCACGACAAGUUGUCCACGAUGGCUGGCAUCAAAGCUCUGGUCGGCUUGUCUUUUAGCGGCGCCAUCGGGCUGACUUUUCUGCUUCUGGGUUGUGCGAUCGAACAAUAUGGAGUUUACUGGCCGCUGUUUGUGCUGAUUUUUUACGUCUUGAGUCCGCUCCCGGUCUUCAUCUCCAGACGUCUCGGCGAUGACACGGACUCGUCCAGCAACGCGUGCAGAGAACUUUCCAUGUUCCUAACCACCGGAAUCGUGGUGUCGGCUUUUGGUCUCCCCGUCGUCCUCGCACGCAACAGCACGAUCCAGUGGGGCGCCUGCGGUCUGGUGAUGACGGGAAACGUGGUCAUCUUCCUCACGAUCAUGGGCUUUUUUGUGGUCUUCGGCGGCGGCGACGACUUCAGUUGGGAGCAGUGGUAACGGGGGCGGUUUGCGGACACGAGGAGGGACGGCGGGAGCGCUGGCUCGGCAGCGGACCAAAGGGCACGCUCGUUUGCUUUUCGAAUUUCAAAUGCGACACGUUCUCAUCGUUGUGCCUGACUUGUGGGACACCAGCGAUCCGCUUCCAACCUACACGGCUUUAACCACGUGAUUUGGCGUAUUAACCUGGCUUGGCUUGCGUUUUUCUUUAUUUUAUUUUAUUUUAUUUUUUGGGCGAUAUUGACCACAGCGCCACGCUUACUGCGUCGUUCCAUUGUCUUUAGCAUUCCGCUAACGUAAUCGCGUUGUGUAUUUUAUUUUAUUUUUUUUAAUUAUGGCAGGGAACGUCAUCUUUAUUCAUGCUACAUACGACAGCUACUCGUUGGAUGUGUAGUUAUUGAUGUUGAUGUGACUUGCAACUCAACCUUUUUUUUUUUUGGUCUUGUCACCUUUAAAGCAUUCUAAUUUGUAUUUGGGCUACCGCGUAGAUUCUCACCAAAGAUCGUGUAAGACGAAGCCCAUUUAUCACCAAACGGCGUCGAGAUGCUAGUUGAGGGUUUUCAGGAAGCACUUUUGUGUGAAUAUCUAUGCAACAGACGAGUUCAAAGUGCUUUUCCUACCCCCGACAAGAACAGUUUAUUUAUGCGAGUUUUCCAUUUCGAGUGGUUGUCCUUUUGUCAUCAGGAAAAUGAGUUGAUUGCAUAUAAAAUGAAUAGAAGCUUAGUGUUUUGGUUACUGUUGAAAGUUUACACAAUCUGCCGUGCGCUCCUCUGCAUUAUUUACAUUUGGCCCACGAUAAUAACCCCCGAUUAAGUGUCGAAUUGCCCGAGAUAACAGCAGUUUUCCCUCACAUGUAUGAAAGGGUGACAAUUUCAUAUUUAACACUAAUGAGACUCUCAAAUUUAUAAGCUCUUGACUGCAUUGUGUUUUCUAACAGCUAUUAAAGUUGUUUUUUUUUUAUGUA
Molecule: messenger RNA, 1666 nt
Organism: Syngnathoides biaculeatus (alligator pipefish)
Lineage: Eukaryota; Metazoa; Chordata; Actinopteri; Syngnathiformes; Syngnathidae
Product: leptin receptor gene-related protein
Exons: 4
Coding region: 307-702 (131 amino acids)
Biological process (GO): late endosome to vacuole transport via multivesicular body sorting pathway; negative regulation of growth hormone receptor signaling pathway
Cellular component (GO): endosome
Source: RefSeq, a predicted model, not a curated record